This is a messenger RNA of Hemibagrus wyckioides, 1125 nucleotides long. It is a transcript of the gene cstpp1, whose product is annotated as centriolar satellite-associated tubulin polyglutamylase complex regulator 1. The transcript has 9 exons. Bases 51 to 1031 code for a protein of 326 amino acids. The record is from RefSeq and is a predicted model, not a curated record. NCBI's taxonomy places the organism in Eukaryota, Metazoa, Chordata, Actinopteri, Siluriformes, Bagridae.
ACGCUAGUCACGUGACCAGCCCACGCGACCCCACCGGUCACUACAGCGGCAUGAACAUGACCACAGAUCGCUUCACGGUUCCAGCAGAGGAGUACUUAGCAGAGACCAGCACUCUGUUCUACCUGACCGAUGCUGUGACCCAGCUGCUGGAGCAUAGAGAGGAAUUCAUCCAGUUCGGCAUCGUGCGAUAUUUUGCAGAAUACUUCACCAGCGUGAAGAAUGGGAACCAUGUUCUCUUCAGAGAAUUCAGCUAUGUUAAAGGUACAGCCCACAACCGAGCUUCCUUCGUCCACAUCUUCUGGAAAUGCUUCAGACAGAUUGGAAAGAACAGAGACUUGCUGACGAUGAUGGAGUACACGUCGCUUCUCCAGCUCUUAUGCCCAGACUUUCCUGCUGAAAUGGUGCAGAACACAGCCAAGAUUGUCCUGAUGGAGGACGCUAUGGACUGCCCCAUGUCUCUCUCUGAUUUCAUCUACUCUUUCCAAAUCCAGUUUUACUAUGAAGAGUUCCUGGAGAGUGUGCUGGUGAUUUAUGAGGAUUUGCUCGAGGGAAAGAACCCAAAUGCCGUUAUCGUCCCGACCUCAACGUCAGCCGAAACGAUAUCCAGUGAGGAGAUGGACACACAGGAGGGAGUGGACUCUUCCGUCCUGCUCGAGUGUCUCGAGGGACUGUGUGAACGCUUUAAACACAAACAUCCCCCUCUCUCUGCCAUGAAGGAGGCUCUGGAGAGCAGCACUCGAGUCUCCUACUACGGCUUCCUGAUGGCUUUGUCCAAACACGAGGGAAUCAGUCUGGAAAUCGGUGCUCUUCCGAACAGAUCUGACCUGCUCAUCGACCCGGAGAUGGACCAGGAGUUGGAGAGGCUUGUAGCUCAGGUGGCCAUCAGUCCCACGUCGAACAGCAGCGGCAGUGCACAAGGGCUGAAGGAACCGUGCAGGAAACCAUCGCCACGUAAAUCCCUGCACCAGCGCAAGAGGAUCGAGAUGGAGAGCGAUGGCUCCACCGAGGAGACCGACUCCUCUGAGAAUUAAGACGUGGACAUGGAACCACUACACAUUCCGGCACUUUCACGUUAUUUAACCCUCCUUGCAGUCAGUUUGGCCUUAUUGAAUGUCUUUAAAUAUA